This is a messenger RNA of Malassezia vespertilionis, 789 nucleotides long. RefSeq lists its product as uncharacterized. Gene Ontology annotation, molecular function: GTPase activity. Gene Ontology annotation, cellular component: cytoplasm. Lineage: Eukaryota; Fungi; Basidiomycota; Malasseziomycetes; Malasseziales; Malasseziaceae. The record is from RefSeq and is a predicted model, not a curated record. The coding region runs from base 1 to 789 and encodes 262 amino acids. The transcript has 5 exons.
AUGGUCAGGUAUGGGCAGCUUGUGGUAGGACCCCCGGGCGCUGGGAAAACAACCUACUGCUACGGUAUGUACCAGUUCCUUUCCGCGCUAGAGCGGCCUGUACAGAUUGUAAAUUUGGACCCCGCAAACGACGCAGUGCCCUACCCAGCGGCCAUCUCGCUGUCUGAGCUCAUAUCGGUAGAUGAUGUCAUGUCCGAACUGGAUCUCGGCCCAAAUGGCGCGAUGCUGUAUUGCAUGGAGUAUCUGGAACACAAUAUCGACUGGCUCGAGGAGCGGCUAGCCGCGCUCGAUCAAGACUAUAUCCUCUUUGACUUGCCCGGGCAAGUCGAGCUCACGACGAACCAUCCCAGUCUGAAACGCAUUUUAGAUCGCCUCCAAAAGACACAAGAUUGGCGUCUUGUUUCGGUGCAUCUUGCGGAUGCCACCAACAUUACCGACCCCGCUCGCUACAUUUCACUCCUCAUCCUCGCGCUCCGCGCCAUGCUCAUGCUCGAGCUUCCCCAUGUAAAUGUGCUCAGCAAGUUUGAUUUGCUCGAUGAGGAGCAGCAGCACCAGCUAUUAUUCCAAAUCGACUACUACACCGAAGUGCAGGACCUGUCGUACAUUACCGAGCAUCUCGCACAGACAGCGCCGCGUUUGGCCACCAUGAGUCGUCUCUUGGGCGACAUCGUGGAAGACUUUGGGCUUGUCUCGUUUGAGACGCUCGCCGUAGAGGAGAAGGAGUCUAUGCUGCACCUGCUCCAGGUCCUGGACCGCGCCAUUGGGUAUGUAGCGCCUGGCAGCGCAUGA